GUGACACAACGCCUAUAUAUUGGCCUACAUUCGAUAUCUUCUAUUCUUCUCACCGCAAUGGACGUCGAUUCCCCAAGAAUUCAAAAUUUUAUCAACGGGAAAUAUGUGGAUCCUGUCGAAACUGCGUCGAUAAAGUACACUGCAGUCACAACACCCCACACGGGUAAAGUAAUUGCACAAUGUCCGAUUUCUACCCCGAAAGACGUAGAAGAGGCU
Molecule: messenger RNA, 216 nt
Organism: Acaulospora morrowiae
Lineage: Eukaryota; Fungi; Glomeromycota; Glomeromycetes; Diversisporales; Acaulosporaceae
Source: the annotation of a GenBank genome assembly